UAUUAGAAUCCCUUUACCAAUUGAACUAAAUGUCAAUGAUAAGUAAAUCAAGAGUUGGCACCCAAUUAGCCAAAUGUAGUAGAAGUUUUACUACUUCACAUUGUAGAUUUGCUAAGAAGAGUAAAAAGUCUUCAGAUAGUUCGGAUGAUCUUGAAGAAGUAGUUAAGAAAUAUCAUGGUGAGAAUGUUACAUAUGGAGAACUUUCAAAAGCUCAAAAGGCAUAUCUUGAUAGAGUUAUUAGAGUUGAUCAAGCAGGUGAAUUGGGGGCUAAUUAUAUUUAUAUGGGUCAAUAUAGUGUAUUAGCCAAUAAAUAUCCUCAUUUAAAGCCAGUAUUACAACAUAUGUGGGAUCAAGAAAUUCAUCAUCAUAAUACAUUUAAUAAAUUACAAACUCAAAGGAGAGUAAGACCAUCAUUAUUAACUCCAUUAUGGAAAAUUGGAGCUAUUGGAUUGGGUGCAAGUACUGCACUCAUUGGAAAGGAAGCUGCAAUGGCAUGUACAGUUGCUGUUGAAACUGUUAUUGGAGGUCAUUAUAAUCAACAAUUAAGAGUAUUAAUGAACCAAUAUGAUUCUCCAAUUUAUGAUAAAGAAACAGGAGAAAAAUUGGCUGAAAGUGAUACGAAUAAAGAGAUUGAAACAUCACCAGAAAUUGAAGAUUUGAAACAAACUAUUAAAACAUUUAGAGAUCAAGAAUUGGAACAUUUAGAUACUGCUAUACAACAUGAUGCUGAAAAGGCAGUUCCAUAUAUUGUAUUAACUGAAGGUAUUAAAUUGGUUUGUAGAGCUGCUAUUUGGACUGCUGAACGUGUAUGACGAAUCAGCAAUUGAUGAAAUUUAUGAACGUUUAUGAAAAUCAUUUCCAUUCAUUUUAGUGAAUAGACUGUGGGUGUAAUGAAUAGAUUUAAAUAGAACUAUUCUUUCUGUAAUUAGAUUUAGUACCACAUAUAUAAUAUAAUAUAAUAUAAU
This is a messenger RNA of Scheffersomyces amazonensis, 965 nucleotides long. RefSeq names its product putative monooxygenase. The record is from RefSeq and is a predicted model, not a curated record. Gene Ontology annotation, biological process: ubiquinone biosynthetic process. NCBI's taxonomy places the organism in Eukaryota, Fungi, Ascomycota, Pichiomycetes, Serinales, Debaryomycetaceae. Gene Ontology annotation, cellular component: mitochondrial inner membrane. Gene Ontology annotation, molecular function: 3-demethoxyubiquinol 3-hydroxylase activity. The transcript has a single exon. Bases 30 to 812 code for a protein of 260 amino acids.